Messenger RNA from Panicum virgatum (switchgrass), 1303 nucleotides. RefSeq lists its product as uncharacterized. NCBI's taxonomy places the organism in Eukaryota, Viridiplantae, Streptophyta, Magnoliopsida, Poales, Poaceae. The record is from RefSeq and is a predicted model, not a curated record. Bases 209 to 1162 code for a protein of 317 amino acids. The transcript is spliced from 3 exons.
UGCUUUCAUAGUGACCUUACCAACUGAUGAUGAUUUGCAGCGCAUAAUCAUGUACGGAGGUUUCUUUCUCAAAGAAAAAAAGAUACAUCUCAAUUUUUAGCAGUGGGCCACUGAAGAUGAGGGACUGUUAAUCCCAAAAGUGUGGUUUAAUAUUUACUCAGUCCCUAAGAGAUUGAGGGAAUUACAGGUGGUGUGGGCACUGGGUUCCAUGAUGGGGGCUCCUCAGCUAGCUGAUAUGGUUGCUUCAAAGAAGAAUGAUUAUGUACGGGUUUUAGUUUCUGUUCUGGACUCAAAAAAUCUGCCAGCGAAACUAAGUGUUGUGAUCGGCGACCGUUGGUUUGAGUUCCCGGUUAAAGUUGAGUCCAUAAUCCCUGGGGUGGAAUCUUUCGUGGAAACAUCCAUUGAUGGGGAUAAGGAUGGCAACACUGGGGAUGGUAAUUCGAUGAGUGGAGAUGUUAUGAGAGAUCAAGAUAAUCAUAAAGAAGGUAAUGGUUCAGCAAACAAUCAGUCAGACAUGGAUAUCGCUAAGGAGCACACUGGCCAAGAAGACCAAAGGGAUGCUGCUUUGCCAGUUAAUUAUGAAUCAAUGGCACAUGAUAUUUUGGAUUUUGUGACUGGGCAACUUUUUGAGGAGAUAGCGGAUAAGGUCUUAGCGGAGGACGAUGGGCCGCUAGUCGCACCUGCCACAGCUGCUACCGCUGACUCCUCCUCUGUUGCUGCUGCUAGCACUCUGCUGGCCGUAGGGGAGGAGCUGCAGGAGGGGUGUGAGGACCUCAGCUUGUUCACUCCUCCGGUAGUACGACACUCGGCAGAGAUGGCUGCAGCUGCCUGUCUUGGGCCACAAAAGAACAAGGUGGACCGCCCGGUUACUCCGGCAGAGUUGUCUCCUGUGGCUAUGCUCGAGGAGCUGCAGGAAAUGCCAACAAGACGCACCAGCAAGCGAAGAGCUAAUUCUCUGGAUGAACAUUCUCUAGAUAGAGCACAAAGAUUGACGGCUAUGCGAAAUUUGGAUGUGCCAAAAGAUUCUUUUCAGGGCCACACACUUGGUAAGGACGUGGGCGAUACUUCACAAGGAGGAGGAUUGGGACACCAUCUCAGUAGCAUGUCAGGCCUUGGAAUCAACUGCUAUGGAGAUCUUUGCGAGGCAUGGGUGGCAGUUUAGAAAUAGGCUUUGCUUUUAAAACUGUUUCCCUUCCUUCUUUGGAUCUGGUGGUGUUUACUUUGUAAUAAGGGCUGGAUAUAACUUGCCUUAUAGAGGCCGGAAUAUGACUAUUCCUUUAUCUAAAAAAUAGGCAUAAUGACA